AUAACAUGGUAACUUGUGUACAUGAUGUAUUUUCGUGAGUAAAAACAUAUCGUUUUGGGCAUCUUUUGGGGUAGCUGACACUCUGUUUUGAAAGAAUGGAAGGUGAAGUUCGCCGUGGAGCCGAUGCAGCGGCUGAUAAUGCCUCUCAGGGUUACAUGUUGACAGUAGGAGUUAUGGAAGAAGUACUCGAGAAACUAAAAUUGCUUGACUACGAGACGGACUUCUGUAAGCAGAUGGGUUUUAGACCUCUAUCAAGGUUUGAAUUUGUUUCAUAUUAUGAUGAUCCUAACGCUACUGUGUCAAGCAUUCUGGAUGAGAUGAAGAAACUGGGAGUACCGGCAGAUUUCCCUCCAGGAAAGUUGAAAACAGGAUCAGGAGAACAGAUUUGUUAUGUGAUCGAUAAACUUGCUGAUGAGGCUCUGAAAACCAGAAAAUUUGCCUGGCAAAAGCCGCAACAUGCGCAAGAAGACUUUGAAGAGGAAACCAUGGAAGAUGAUGAGGCUGAAUUAACAUUGAACAAAGUAGAGGAAGAAAUGAUGGAUGAGGUGGAAGAAGAAAUUGAAGAAGAUGACAGUUACCUUGAUCUGGCAGGAAUGAAGCAACAGUCCCAGAUGAAUGAAAUGGUUGAUUCAUCCAAACCUGAUUCUGUAAUGGAAUCAACUACUGAUGCAGCUGAAUGGAAACUUGAAGUUGAAAGAGUUCUGCCUUUGUUAAAGGUCCACAUAAGAACUGAUAACAAGGACUGGAGGACCCAUUACGAGCAAAUGCAACAGCAUAGUGAAGGAAUCAAGUCAUCUUUAACAGAAACAAGGGGCCAUCUUGACAAACUUCACCAUGAGAUCAGCAGAACACUGGAGAAAAUAUCCAGUCGAGAAAAGUACAUUAAUAACCAGCUUGAACAUUUGCUGCAAGAAUUUCGAAGUUUACAGGACAAUUUGGCUGAGUCACAGAUCACAGAAGAACUAGAAUCUGUCAAAGCUCAGAUGGAUGAGCGAGGCACUAACAUGACUGAUGCAGGCCCUUUAGUCAGAAUAAAACAAGCUUUGACAAGACUUAAACAGGAGGUCCAGCAAAUGGAAGUCCGUAUUGGAGUGGUGGAGCAUUCUCUCCUUGUUGCAAAAAUCCGAGAUCGGAGCGCUAUAAGAGAGGACAUGCAUGCCCCAGUCUCAGAUGCGACCACAUUUGGAGAUUUUAAACCAUUUUAAACUUGACGACAUGUAAAAAAGUAUUGUUAUCUGCCAACAGAAAUGUCAUAACUAAUGUUAACUUACAUUAGUUUGUUUAACAGCUUUCGUUUUCAUUUGAUGGAUUGCUUUUGCAUGUCAGGUCAUUUGGGGAACAUUUAAACACAAAAUUGGCACUGAAAAGUAAAACUUAACCAGCAUGUUAACCCGAAACCCAAAAGUCUGGUAUUUAUUGAAGAGAGUUUGAAUUAUCAUUAACAGUAAAUUGAGAGUCUUGAAAUGAAGCUCGCUUGUUGAGGAAAGUUGAGCUGUGACCAGGCAUUAGCAUCGUCCAAAUUGUUGGAAAAAACUAAAUUAAUGCAUGACAAAUGUCAGCCAUGCUGUUCAUCUUCACUACCGUAAGUUAUUGACAAUAUAGUUACUGGUACAUUGUUUGUAGAUUAUUGUCUUGACACGCAAGAGGAAACAGGAGGUUUGGUUAAAUUCUGUUGAACGGAAAACGAAUAUUUUUCAUGCUUAUUAUCAAUCUGAAGCCUCUGGAGCAAUGUGAAUGUAGCAUGACGAUCUUGUUGCCAUGGGUACACCAUGAGCCUUAGCAACAUGGCUGCCAAAAGUGGCAGCUUGAGCAAUUUUCAGAUUCCAGCAGACAAACCUGCUUCCUAAAAUAACCAAAGUAAUUUGCAGUGCGUGGUGCUUUUAACAACUUUCGUGUAAAUUAUUCAACAUGUAAAUUAUCCUCAUUUGUUUUCGUACGUUUUUGGAAAAAUUAGAUAUAUGAAUUUUAAUAUUGAACGGUUUUCCCAUUUCUUUGUAUGUUGUGAUUUUCCUGAAGUUCCAUGCUCAUUGUCAGGUCUAAACAUGGCAAUAAAAUGUGAAAUAUUCCAAGUGAUCAA
Messenger RNA from Orbicella faveolata, 2077 nucleotides. RefSeq names its product intraflagellar transport protein 57 homolog. Gene Ontology annotation, biological process: intraciliary transport; non-motile cilium assembly. NCBI's taxonomy places the organism in Eukaryota, Metazoa, Cnidaria, Anthozoa, Scleractinia, Merulinidae. The record is from RefSeq and is a predicted model, not a curated record. Gene Ontology annotation, cellular component: intraciliary transport particle B; Golgi apparatus; cilium.